Molecule: messenger RNA, 1491 nt
Organism: Microplitis mediator
Lineage: Eukaryota; Metazoa; Arthropoda; Insecta; Hymenoptera; Braconidae
Product: speckle-type POZ protein-like
Exons: 2
Coding region: 211-1239 (342 amino acids)
Biological process (GO): proteasome-mediated ubiquitin-dependent protein catabolic process; regulation of proteolysis
Cellular component (GO): cytoplasm
Molecular function (GO): ubiquitin protein ligase binding
Source: RefSeq, a predicted model, not a curated record
ACCUAGUACCUUUUCUACACUUGUCAAGGUUUAAGCGAGGUAACAGUCGUCAGUAUUUGUUAUCUUCGGUAUUCAUAAUUAAAUACAUUAUUGUACUAAAAAGUGUAAAAAAUAAUUUAAAUAUUAUCUGAUACCAUAAUUCAUGACAAAAAUAAAGAAUUUAAAAAUCUUAUGUUAUUAAUUGUGUUAAAAGUUAAAUAAUUAUUGAAAAUGCAAAGAGGUUAUACAACUGUCCAUGAACGUAAUACUGUUUACGAAUGGAAGAUAAAUAAAAUUGAUUUUUUUAUCAAAAAGGAAACAACUUUCACACUUUAUUCUUCUAAAUUCUCAUCAGGUGCGAACUUUGAAGAUGAAUGGCGUAUUAAGUCGAUUUUUACUCCUCACGACAAAAUAGAAUUUUAUUUAUGUUUAACAAGCAAUCAUCACGCAUUAAAAACAAUAUUUUCAUUUUUCAUUUUGAACGAAAGAAAAGAGAAAAAUUUUGUAAAAAAUUAUCAGUACCGAUUAAACAAAGGUGAAGGCUUUUAUUUAUCCCUAUCCAAAAAAGAUUUAUCAGAUAACAAAGAUGAAUAUUUACCUAAUAAUACUUUAACAGUGUGUGUCGAUCUUUCUAUAUAUGACACUCCAGUUACAACUUCUAGAAAACUUGAAUUAAAUAUUUCAAAACGUCAAAUGGCUCACGACUAUACAGAACUGUACAACUCUAAAAUGAGUAGUGAUGUUAUUAUAAAUGUGGGUGAUAAAGAAUUCCAAGCUCACAAAAUUAUUCUGAUGGCACGAAGUCCUGUUCUAGCUGCAAUGUUUUCUCAUGAAAUGAUUGAGAAAAAGCAAAACAAAGUAUCUAUAACAGAUAUUACUCCAGAGAUAUUCGAAAAAGUCCUUGAGUAUAUCUACACUGAUGAAGUAAUUGGUCUAGAUGAGAUUGCUGACGAGUUAUUAGAAGCCGCCGAAAAAUAUCAGCUUCAGUCACUUAAAGAAACCUGUCAAGAAUCACUCAGUGCCACACUGAAUCUUGAAAAUGCAUUUAAAUUAAUGACUUUAGCUGAUUUAUAUAACGCCAAUCAUCUUUUAGAAUUCACAACUGAUUUUUUGAUUGCAAAUAUGAAAUGUGUUAUUAACACUCAGGAUUUUAAACAACUCGAGAAAUCACACUCUUCUUUGGCAUUGAAACUUUUUAAAAAAUAUUCAUUUCCCAAAAAUGAAGAUAAAAACAGUAUUGAUGAUACAACUUCUAAAUAAUAAAUUGAAAAUUUGAACAACAAGAUUUUGUGUUUGGAUUGGAAAAAAGUAGUGGAACUAAGUACAAUAACUUCGUGUUUAUCAACAGUAUUUUAUAUUUUAAGAACAAGUUUUAUUAUUCCAUUGGAUUUUCAUAUACGGAGGAUUUUUUCAUACAUUUACUAUUAUAAUUGUAACAUUUCUUCUUCUUUUUUCAUUGUCAAAAAAACAUAAUAAAAAUGGUAACCAGAUUAGAUUUUUGUAGAAAAUAAA